ACCUGCUACUUGCCACACCGCGGGAUUUUUUUCCCGAGAAAAUUACUGCGAGGAAAUCGCGAUUUUCACGGAAAGUUUCGAAAAUCUUCCUAACCGAGAAAUUCCAUAUAAACCCGCUUCACUGCCAGGCCGAUGCAUCGAGCGCCAAUCCCCCCUCUCUCUCUCUACUUUCUUGCUCUUUCUUGACUUUGAAUUUUCCUCGCUCCUGCUCCCUCGAGAAGAAUUCGUAACGCCCAAAAAGCAGAUCACCGCAAAAGCGUCUCUGCUUUUGGCGGAGCGAGAAGGCGGAGCGAGAAGGCGGCGAGGAGGAGCAGGAGGAGGAGGAGGAAGAGGGACUCGCGCUUUACGCGUCUUUCUCGCUCGCGAUACUUUCCUUGCUCGUGUAGCGCUCGCUCACUCGCUCCCGUCUUUUCGCGGCGUGGACCGGCUCCCUUUCGGCGUGCAUGCGAGUUCGAGCAAGCAACGCCGAUUCUUCCGCCGCUGCUGUGCCUUCGGUUCGCGCGUGAUCGAUUCGGGGCGAGGGAAUCGAGAGACGGCGGGGGAGGGAGAUGAAGGGCGAGGAUCAGGCGCGGUCGCUGUUCGGGAUUUCGCUCUCCGAUCGCCCCAGGUGGCAGCAGUUCCUCAUCUGCUCGGCCGGGUUCUUCUUCGGCUACCUCGUCAACGGCGUCUGCGAGGAAUACGUGUAUAAUCGGCUCCAAUUCAGCUAUGGUUGGUAUUUCACCUUCAUACAAGGAUUCGUGUACCUGGUACUCAUAUACUUUCAGGGUUUCACCACCAAGCAAAUGGUCAACCCAUGGAAAUCGUAUGUGAAGCUCUCUGCUGUGCUCAUGGGUUCUCAUGGAUUGACCAAGGGAUCUUUGGCUUUUCUCAAUUAUCCUGCCCAGAUCAUGUUCAAAUCCACAAAGGUUUUGCCAGUCAUGGUGAUGGGAGCAUUUAUCCCUGGCUUGAGGAGAAAGUACCCAGCUCACGAGUAUAUAUCAGCUCUGCUUCUAGUAGUUGGUCUGAUUAUGUUCACCUUAGCAGAUGCUCAGACUUCUCCGAAUUUCAGCAUGAUUGGUGUUUUGAUGAUCACUGGAGCUUUAAUCUUUGAUUCAUUUCUUGGAAAUUUGCAAGAAGCAAUAUUUACCUUGAAUCCUGAUACAACGCAGAUGGAGAUGUUAUUCUGUUCAACGGUAGUCGGCUUGCCUUUCCUUGUUCCACCAAUGAUCCUUACAGGGGAGUUGUUUAAGGCUUGGAAUUCAUGUUCUCAGCACCCAUACGUGUAUGGGGUGUUAAUUUUUGAAGCCAUGGCCACAUUUGUUGGACAAGUCUCUGUUUUAUCCCUCAUAGCCAUCUUCGGGGCCGCAACUACUGCAAUGGUAACAACUGCCAGGAAGGCUGUCACUCUCUUGUUGUCGUACUUGAUAUUCACAAAGCCAAUGACGGAGCAACAUGGAACGGGGCUUCUGCUCAUAGCCAUGGGGAUCAUAUUGAAGAUGUUGCCAGAAAACAAACAACCUUCCAGGGGUACAAUGGCAAAUGUUGGUUCUAAGCAUGAGAAAUCUCCACACCGAGGACAGAGCAGACUUGUUGACAAUGGGGAAGCUGAAGAAGAAGGAAGGCCUUUAGUAUGAUUGAAGGUGGCCCAUGUUCUUUUCCUCUUGCCCUUGUUUUAUGUUCUUUUCGCAACUUUUCACUCUAUUUUCUCUUAGCUUGCAAGAUCACAUGUCACAGCUAAAGUAAGAAAAAGAUAUACCUGAUAGAGCUAGAGAGUGCUGCCUAGACAUAUUCAUUGUCGAUAGAUCUGUAGUUUCAAAGGCUUCUCAGCGAUUACACAUCCACCAAGCAGAGAGAUCUUUACAUCAUCUUGCCGAGAAAGGCAAUGGUUAGUACUAGAAAGCAAAGGGAGCACUCAUAUAGCAGUGUUUUGUCAAAUGGAUGCUCUCUCUUUUGGGAUGUUCCUAAUUGUGAAUGAAGAGGGUCCAUUUAUUUUUCUCUCCUGGCGGUGUCUUUGUCGAUGAUGUACAUAAUUCGGGUGCCUUGUUGAACAGAUUGUGCAUUCCUUUUAAGUCAAUUUAAUAAGUUCACCUCUUAUACCACCCUCA
Messenger RNA from Eucalyptus grandis, 2084 nucleotides. RefSeq names its product UDP-galactose/UDP-glucose transporter 2. Gene Ontology annotation, molecular function: transmembrane transporter activity. The record is from RefSeq and is a predicted model, not a curated record. The coding region runs from base 549 to 1613 and encodes 354 amino acids. Gene Ontology annotation, cellular component: Golgi membrane; endoplasmic reticulum membrane. Gene Ontology annotation, biological process: transmembrane transport. The transcript is spliced from 7 exons. NCBI's taxonomy places the organism in Eukaryota, Viridiplantae, Streptophyta, Magnoliopsida, Myrtales, Myrtaceae.